Molecule: messenger RNA, 2378 nt
Organism: Striga asiatica
Lineage: Eukaryota; Viridiplantae; Streptophyta; Magnoliopsida; Lamiales; Orobanchaceae
Source: the annotation of a GenBank genome assembly
AUGUUAUCAUCAAGUGGCAGAUGGAAAGAGGUGCUCUCCCAUUACAAUGAAAUAAAAAAUAUGGAAGUUCAACCGACGGAUCAUACAAUAUUCUCUCACAUUCUGAAGGCUUGUUCAGCUCUGUCAUUUGGACUGGGAAGAUCUGUCCAUGCAUCCUUGAUUAAGCAGGGAUUUGAAUCAUUUACUUCUGUGGGAAAUUCAGUGAUAGACUUUUAUGCAAAAUCUGGAGCAUUGGGAUCUGCAGUGGGUGUUCUGAAUUGCAUGAAGACAAAGGAUUCCGUUUCAUGGAAUACAGUUCUCCACGGGCAUCUUGAUCAAGGUGCGUUUGAGGAAGGAUUUAAUUUGUUCAUACAAGCACGAGUAUUUGGAUUUGAGCCAAAUGUCUCCACUCUAGUGCUCAUAAUUCAGGCACAUCACCGUCUUAGAGCUUUCCAUGAUGGCCAGAGGUUUCAUGCAUACUUGAUUCAAAGUGGGCUGUUGAGUUUAAUUUCAGUCCAAAAUGCUCUCUUGGGCAUGUACACAGACUUUAGGAUGGACUAUGCAGAAAACCUUUUUCAUGAAAUUUACGAGAAAGAUGCGAUUUCGUGGAGUGUGAUGAUUGGUGGUUAUGUCCAAUGGGAUGAUGCUAUUACUGCUCAGUUGUCUUUUAAACAGAUGGUCUCAGAUGUUGGGAUUGAAGUGGAUGGACAAACCAUGGUUAGUGUACUCAAGGGCUGUGCUACCCUAAGUGACAUACGUGUGGGAAAAUUGAUUCAUGGAUUUUCGGUUGUGAGAGGUUUGGAUUAUGAUUUGUUUGUGGCAAACAGUCUGGUUGAUCUCUAUUGCAAGUGUGGGGACACUGACUCUGCUGUUAUGGCAUUCAGGGGAAUUCCUUACAAGAACAGAGUAUCGUGGAAUUCUCUGCUAUCUGGAUUUGUUCAUAACAGGAAGCAUGCAGAAGCAUUGGCAUUGUUUUCUUUAAUGAGUCAGUCGGGAGUUACUGCUGACGAGGUCACUUUAGUGAACCUACUUGCAACUUGCAAGGUCUCGAGAAAACUGCAUCAGUGCAAGUCGAUUCACUGUAGAGUAAUUCGUGGAUAUUCCCAGUCGAAUGAUUUGGUCGUGAAUUCAUUAAUCGACGCAUACGCCAAAUGCACGCAGAUCAAUCUUUCUUGGAGACUAUUCUGCCAAAUCAAAAGACCGGAUAUCGUGACGUGGAGUACGAUGAUAUCGGGUUUAACCAACUGCGGCUUGCCUGACGAAGCAAUCCUUCUUUAUUGUGAUAUGCGGCUUUCGCAACAGAAUCCAAAUCCCGUAACAAUUUUAAACCUCAUCGAGGCCUGCUCGCUAUCUGCCGAAAUCAAAAGAUCCAAGUGCGCCCAUGCCAUUGCAAUUCGGAUGGGGCUGAUGGGCGAUGCUGUUGUUGGUACUGCAAUACUCCAUAUGUAUGCGAAAUGCGGGGCUAUAGAAGCUUCUAGAAAGGCCUUCAAUCAGAUCUCGACAAAAAACGUCGUCUCAUGGAGUGCGAUAAUUGCUGCAUACGGCCUGAAUGGAUUUCCCCGCGAAGCUUUGGCUUUACUCUCCGAAAUGGAAACUCGUGGUUUGACGCCAAAUCCUGUUACAAUUCUCUCGAUUUUAUCUGCAUGCUGCCAUGGAGGUUUGGUGGAGGAAGGGCUUUGUGUUUUCAAAGAGCUGGCUAGCAAGAAUGGAGAUGAACUGAAGUUAGAACACUACUCGUGCGUGGUUGAUCUGUUGGCUAGAGCUGGGAAACUUGAUGAUGCAAUGGAACUGAUUAAGUCUGUCCCUGUUGGCAUGAAGCCUGGUGCAAGUGCUUGGGGUGCACUUUUGAGUGCUUGUAAAAACUAUGAGGUUGGGAAACUCGUUGGGGAUGCUUUUUCUCAUGUUCUUGAAUUGGAGCCGUCGAGCUCGGCUGGUUAUUUACUUGCAUCAACUGCGUAUGCUGCCAGAGGUUCGUGGGAAGAUGCUUCUGGAAUUAGAUGUUUGAUGAAUGAAAGGGGCGUGAAAGUGGUAGCCGGUUACAGUUUAGUUCAUAUGGCCGGAAGUUUUUCACUCCAGAGACCUGCUGAAGGGAUUCCUUAGUUCGACUUAGCUCUGGCUUUAAACCUCUGAGGGUCCGACCUGUACAUUAACUGGCAAGGUACACGGCAUUUUACAUUGUAAUGAAACCUCUCAAAAACUUACUCCCACAAAUGCAUUGUCGACACGUCAUGCACUUCGUUUUAAAGCUUUACGGCAUCGUGUGCUAAUUUGACGUACUACUUUUGUCAAAAAGUAAUGAAAUUCUGAACAAUGAAAAUGGAUGUGGUUUUGAAAGCAACUUCCGUGACAAUUUCCUAGUAUGUAUCUCGUUUUAAAUAUUUUCCUGUGAAAGAACAGGU